CUAUCGUACACGUCAUUAUCAUUAAUCAAUGAUCAAACCUGCAAUAUACCGAAUUUCAAAUGGUAGUCAUAUUCCUAUAAUAUAAAGCCAUAAGAACGAUGGUGAAGACGAAAUAUAUCAAAUAAUCUCAUCGGAGGAUUGUCAAGAAAGUUGAAACGUGCGUGGUCAAGCUACAAUACGUUUUUAGAGAAAGUUAUUUUUUACAAGAAUUUUUUAUGGCGUUGGAAUUGCGCCUGACUGGUUGAUCAUCCUAACUUCAAGCGUGGUUUUUUCAAGUCUAAUUUCAACAGUAAACUGGGUUACUUUUCCCAAUUUAAAAACGUUGCUUUCUAGACAAUAUUUCAUAAUACAAUGAAACGUCCACCAUUGUUACCGUGCUUACCAGGAUAUAAUUUUGAUAGCAAGAUCGGUCAGACAAAAUUUAACAGGUCACAACAAUUUGACAAAAUUCACGAUGGCGUGUAUUAUCUUUCCGAAAAAUUGAAAUCAGGCAUUGGCGGUGAAUCGUCGCCAUUUACACGUCCUAGUCGUUAUCCAUCCAUAUAUCCUCGUGGGGAAGAUCAGGUUCUUCCGCCAUGGUUAGCCUUUGAUGGUCAGAGAUUGAUGUUUAAGGCUUACUUUCAAGAAACUGUUCAAGAGCGAUGGGAAGCCUCGUUCCAAAUUCGUGUAGUAACAAUCAGCUUCUUUUUGGAAGACGGAACAAUCAAAGUUUCUGAACCGGCAGUGGACAAUAGCGGCUUAGAGCAAGGCGUGUUGAUACGUCGACAAAGAAUACCAAUGCCUGAUCCAGUUCGAUAUCGGUUUUACGAUAUUUUGGAUCUAAAUGUGGGGAAAGAACCCGAAUUUUUUGGAAGAGUUUACAAAAUUGUAGACUGUGACAAGUUCACUAGAAGAUUUUUGAACCGUAUAGGAAUACCUGUACCUGAUCCCAUAGACAUUCCAACAGAUCCGUACAUAGAACGACGCAAGACCGAAAUUUUUCCAAAAAAACCUAAUCGUAAAAUCGACAGUUUGGGAAAGUUUUUAAAAUUUGACAGAAAAAUUCUUCGAUUUUAUGGCUAUUGGGAUGAUACUGAAAGUGAACAUGGUGUCAUUCAUGAUCUUGAAAUUCAUUAUUACUUAGCCGAUGACACCAUUGAAAUUAAGGAACAUGUUCCUCCGAAUUCCGGCAGAGACACUGGAUUCAUGUUUCUCCGUCGAAUGAAGAUACCAAAAUUUUUCUCCAGAAUUGAACCAAUUGGUGCCGAAGAUCCUUUCACCAUGUUAAAUGUCCUUGGGGAAAAUAAUUCCAAGAGUUAUUACGUAGUCGACCCUUUGGAUACAGGACGACUUUCUAGAGACUAUUACAAAGACAAUGAUUUAAUAAUUGGUGCUCAAAUCAGUGUGUUUGGUAGAAAAGUAGUUAUUACCGAUCUCGAUGAUUUUACCAAAAAAUAUUAUAGUCAAAAAUACGGCUUGGACGACUUUACUCCAUUGGAACGUGCAGAUGUAAAAAAAGACAAGACCACGUGUUACAGUGUUGAAAAAAUCAUUCCUCCUUAUAAUGGUUUUGGAUCAUACGAUGAUUCUCUUGGAAAUUGUUUUACAGUCACACCUCAGGCACCCAAAGUAGAUUUCGUAAAAUUCUACUAUCAUGACAAACAAGGAUUUGACAGUCACGUGCUCAGAUUUCGGGCAAAAAUGAUAUCAAAUAUACCUGAGAAUUCGGAACGUCAUUUUAUCAUCAGAGUUUAUCUAAUGGAUGACACCGUGUCAGUUUUUGAACUGGCACCCAGGAAUUCUGGCUUCAAGAGGUGUCUUUUCCAAAAAAGAAUGCCGGUAAUGUUGCCGGGUCAAAAUAUUUACACAAAUAAAAAACCAAAGUACUACGUACCUUCGGACUUUUAUGUCGGCGCAAGAGUGAAUCUUUGUGGUUUUCAUUUUCAAUUGACAUCAGCUGACAUAUACGCACUCCGUUACAUGGAAUUGCACUGUGACAAGUUUCCAAAAUCGAAUAUCAAAUUGAUUAUGGAGAAAUUACGAAAAGCCCUCAAGCCGAUAUACAAAGAUUUCAUACGCGAUUAUAGUCCAGCACCAAUGGAAGGAGACAUGCAAAUUUGGGAAUACAAAAAAUUAAGGGAAGCCUUAUGCAAGUACCUUGGCGAUAACAUAACCGAGCAAGAAAUGAUAACGAUUGCCCGUCAUUAUUCGUCCCAUGAAAAAAAAGAUUUUUAUUCACGCGAAUACGUAAGACGUCUCGUGCAUACGGAGCUUACUCGGUUUCUUUGGGACGACUUGGAUCGACUUACCGAAGCUAUUCACCAUUGGGAUAGGUCAAGAUCUGGAUAUUUACCACGUUCGGAGCUCUACACGAUUCUUCGUGGCUGUCGAAUACCCAUAGACAUUGAGCUUCUGAAUUCGAUGUUGGAUCACCUCCACAAGAAUAACGAAGGACUAAUCGACUGUUGCGAUUUAUUGAGAUUUAUGAAUACUAAAAUUGAUCCUGUCACUCCAGUGCUUCCAGUCAAUGUCAAGACUGCAUUAUGGUGGGCUUCGGAAAAAGAACCAGAUUGUGGUGCUGGGAUGGAUUGGUGUACAUUCUUAAAGGAUCUGGAUCUAAAGGACGACGAAAACGAUGAAAGUUUCACGUCAGCAUAUAAUGCCUCUGAAGUAAAGGAAAAGUAAAAGAAACCUAUAAUCAAUGAUUUG
Cephus cinctus (wheat stem sawfly) is the source of this 2688-nucleotide messenger RNA. RefSeq names its product EF-hand domain-containing family member C2. The coding region runs from base 352 to 2664 and encodes 770 amino acids. The record is from RefSeq and is a predicted model, not a curated record. Gene Ontology annotation, cellular component: microtubule. NCBI's taxonomy places the organism in Eukaryota, Metazoa, Arthropoda, Insecta, Hymenoptera, Cephidae. The transcript has 15 exons. Gene Ontology annotation, biological process: regulation of neuron projection development. Gene Ontology annotation, molecular function: calcium ion binding.